Quercus robur (English oak) is the source of this 1254-nucleotide messenger RNA. Its product is annotated as protein CANDIDATE G-PROTEIN COUPLED RECEPTOR 2-like. The transcript has 6 exons. Bases 224 to 1135 code for a protein of 303 amino acids. NCBI's taxonomy places the organism in Eukaryota, Viridiplantae, Streptophyta, Magnoliopsida, Fagales, Fagaceae. Gene Ontology annotation, molecular function: G protein-coupled receptor activity. Gene Ontology annotation, biological process: G protein-coupled receptor signaling pathway. The record is from RefSeq and is a predicted model, not a curated record. Gene Ontology annotation, cellular component: plasma membrane.
ACCAGUUACGUCUGCUCUCUGCAAGUUCAUCGAAACUCCACUCUUCCAAGUCCAACGACUCGCAAACUUUUCAUUCAUCACAAUCUCUUAAGAAAAACUUCAUUUUUUUUUUUUUACUUCCUUUUCUUCUCCUUUCUCUCUUAUUUUCUCACCAACCAAACAAUGCCCAACGGUCCAAAAUUAGGGUUUCCAUAACCCCCACCGACCAAACAAAAACCUGAAAAUGUCGACGACGAGCCUCCAAAUCAACCCCGAGUCUCCUCCCUUCUCUCUCCAGCCAGUGCUCAUUCCGGCCAACGCCGACGGCCACGAUGGUUCACCGGGAUGCCACGGAGUAUGGUUCGACGUGGUUCUGGUGGUGGCGUCAGUGGUGUUCUUAGGGUACCUAUCGAUCCACGCGAAGAAGAACCUGAAGAAACUGUACAAUCGAGGCUCAUACAUUUUAAUUUCCUAUUAUGCCCUUCUCUGGUUCGCUACCUUACUCAACCUCACUUGGUCCUCUCUUCAGACAUGGCAAUGCUCGCCGGGGAAGGAAGUUGCAUGGAAUCUCUUGUCAUUGUUCACGACAUCCGGAAUGCUUUGUUUGGAGAUUAGCUUGUUGGCUUUCUUACUCCAGGAAGAUUACACAAGUGGGUUGGAUGCUUUAGCGCAUAAUUUCAUGGUAUCGGGGAUCAUUGUAGGUGUGGAUAUGCUUCUUAAGGUAAUUUAUGUAUUUGGGUUUGGGGUCCCACUGUUCGUUGAUGGUGUUGGAACCACUAGCAAGCUGAAGUGGAGUUUGUGGAUAAUCCACAAACUAUUGCUGACUGCAGUUUAUGGCUUCAUAUUGUUUGUGCAUUUCUCAAAAUGGAGAGCCAGGCUGCCUCCUUCUGCAGCCAGACCAGGAUUCUACAACUACAUUGUCAUAAUGUUUGUCAUUAAUGCUGUAGCAUUAUUUGCUUGUGGGCUUGCUGGGCUUGGGGCCGGCUUUGGAAUUUGGUUGUACAAUCUCACAGUUACCUGCUAUCACUCACUCUAUCUUCCUCUUCUGUAUGUAACUUUUCUAGCUGAUUUUUUCCAGGAGGACGAUUUUCUUUUGGAAAAUGCAUAUUACUCUGAGAUGAAAGAUGCUGGAUUCUUUGAUGCAGAUUGGGAUUAGUCCUGUCCAUGAACAAUUUGUAAAUGGGACUACAGCCUUUGUUGUAUACUGUGUAAAUUGUUUUAAAGAAAGUCACACUGUUGGAUUCUGUUGAUAAAAUGAAGAGGAAAGAUUUAUUA